GCGACAUCCAUACCCAACAACGAACAAACGCAGUUUUGUGAGAGAGUUUUCACAGGGACAAGAGAGGCGCUGCUCAGACUUCAGAGCUAAAAAACAGGCGUAUAACCUGCAAGAAAUCUGAGAGAGAGGAUCGAUGGAAGGUGCGUGUGAGAAAUAAAUGGGAGUAGCAGAGAGGAGAGAGAGAGGCAUGGCGGCGUUGCAGACAGAGCUGUAAUUCUGUCUCUUGAAUGCCUUAAAACAAAAUAACCCUGAACAGAGACUCCAGCAAAAAUUCGAGAAACAAACAGUCGUGAUUUUGAGUUCUGAUAUGGAAGUUGACUUCCAAUUGAGCUCCGGGAGAGGUUUAGAGGAGCAAUUACAAUGGCAGGGUUUUUCUCAUUAGGUGGAGGAGGAGGAGGAAGAGGAACAACACGUUUCGACUCACAAGAGGACGAGACCCCGAACAACCCGCCACCAACGGCAAUUUCUCAAGAGAGCUGGUUCUGGUACAGAAAUCAUGAAGAUCUCAACAACAACAACAACAACAAGGGAUUCGAGCUUUGGCAAGGACACAACAAUAAUCCAGUACUACACCAGCAAGAUCUCUACACAUCAGCCGCAGCUUUAGCCGUUGGAUCUCCGAGAACCUCAAUCAACGUCCCUGAUGACGUGAUUCGAAGCGCCGCUGGAGGCGGAGGCAGCAGCGGCAUUAGCUGUCAAGACUGCGGAAACCAAGCGAAGAAAGAUUGCCUGCACAUGCGGUGCAGGGCUUGCUGUAAGAGUCGCGGAUUCGAUUGCCAAACACAUGUCAAAAGCACUUGGGUUUCCGCCGCUAAACGCCGCGAACGGCAACAACAACUUGCCGCUUUACAACACUCACACCACCACCACCAACAGCAACAACAACUUCAACUCCACACAGAAAAUUCCAAACGACAGAGAGAAAAUCCCAAUCCUUCUGGGUUGGAGGUGGGGAAUUUUCCGGCUGAGGUGAGUUCUUCUGCGGUGUUUCGUUGUGUGAGAGUGAGCAACGUAGAUGAUACGGAUGAUGAUCUGUACGCGUAUCAGACGGCGGUGAACAUAGGAGGGCAUGUUUUUAAGGGUAUACUCUACGAUAAAGGGCCUGAAGGUAGUUAUGCGCCGGCUGGAGAGACGUCGUCGGGUGGACUUCAACCACUGAAUCUUAUCGAAGCUGGCACAUCGGGUACCGUGGCGACUACUGGUAUACCGACUACGGCGUCGUUUCUUGAUCCGUCUAGUCUGUACCCAGCUCAGCUCAACAAUUUCAUGGCUGGAAUCCUAGCAGCCAGCUACGAAGUUGUACAUACAGGAUUUCAUGUGUAUUCAGUGGAGCCCACAAAUUCACUUGGAUCCUGUGCGUCAAACUCAACAGUUGGAAUACCAACUGCUAGGAUUCUCUGUCAUUAUUGUUCCAUGAUAUCCUCAACACUACUCCUAGAAAUGUUGGUUCUAUGUUAAGUUUUCAAAUCAUCAAUGCCAUAACUCAGCAACUUGACCUGAAACUACUCUUGCAUGUCCUAUGAUGUUUCUUUAACUUUGUAAGUCAUUUCCUUAAAAUGCAUGAACUACUACAUCAAGUGCUUUAUUGUAGUCCUUCCUU
Molecule: messenger RNA, 1600 nt
Organism: Tripterygium wilfordii
Lineage: Eukaryota; Viridiplantae; Streptophyta; Magnoliopsida; Celastrales; Celastraceae
Product: protein SHI RELATED SEQUENCE 1-like
Exons: 3
Coding region: 361-1458 (365 amino acids)
Biological process (GO): positive regulation of DNA-templated transcription
Cellular component (GO): nucleus
Molecular function (GO): DNA-binding transcription factor activity; DNA binding
Source: RefSeq, a predicted model, not a curated record